Molecule: messenger RNA, 1838 nt
Organism: Tricharina praecox
Lineage: Eukaryota; Fungi; Ascomycota; Pezizomycetes; Pezizales; Pyronemataceae
Product: cytochrome P450
Exons: 4
Coding region: 260-1786 (508 amino acids)
Molecular function (GO): oxidoreductase activity, acting on paired donors, with incorporation or reduction of molecular oxygen; monooxygenase activity; iron ion binding
Source: RefSeq, a predicted model, not a curated record
CACCAAGUAUUAGUGACAUUGCCCCGCAACCUCAUACCGUAGAUAACCGUAUUCGCAUCCCCUUCUCACAUGCGCCAAAUCACAUUUUCCAACGCCUCGCGAUGUCCACCCGUGUCUUGGUAACAGUGCCAAUCUUCUCUUUGCAGCGGAUUUAUGCCCCGCAGUGCCGAAUACAGUUGGAUCCACAGGGGCAGGUGCCCCAUAACACACCAGGUGGCCCCCGACCAACGAAACAUCAACUCACCAACUACACAGCACCAUGAAUGCCACCGAAUCACCACCAGGCUCAUCAGUGCUUUACGCGUACCUGCAACUCGCGCUUCAGAACUGGCCACUGAUUCUGACCGGCUGGUUCGUGCUCAGCUGCGUGCGGAGCAUCUGGUUUCACCCACUUAGCCGCUUCCCUGGCCCUUUCUGGGCGAAGGUAACGCGCUGGUACUGGGUGAGGGUUCUCACCUCCGACAAGCAACACCUCAUCUUACAGGACCUCCACCGUCAAUACGGCCCUGUCGUCCGAAUCUCACCAAACUUCGUUAGUGUUUCCGACCACCGCGCCGCAAAGGUCAUCUACGGUCGCGGUCCCAAUGCGCUCGCGAAGAGCGAGCAGUUUGGCUCCAGCUUUGCGCCCGAUGUCGAGCCGCCAGUGUUCUUUGCCCGGACUCCGAAACUGCACCAGAUGACGAGAAAAAGGGUUGCAGGCGCGUACACCAUGUCGUCGAUUCUGGAGAUGGAGUCGAGUAUUACCGAGUUGGUGGAGGAGUUCAUGGGUCACAUGCGCAAGCACGCGAAGGAGGGGAAGGAUAUCGACUUUUGCGAGUGGGUUAAUCAUCUCAACUUCGAUAUCAUCAGCUCCCUCGGCUACGGCAAUGCAUUUGGGUUCAUGAGGACUGGUCAGGACGUUAAUGGAUAUGAGGAGGCGCUACAUGGCGGCACCCUCCUCUUCGCCAUCUUCGGAACGUUCGGCGAGCUCGAAAAGAUUUUAGGAUUCAUGAGCAGGACGUUGUUCAAGAUGCCGGCGGACAAGGGAAUUGGCCAUCUCAUGGCGCUCGCAGACAAGCUCAUCCGAGAUCGCGUCGAGAAUCCAACUUCAAGGAAAGAUCUACUGAAUCAUUUCCUAGCUGCAAAGCGUGAGGAUGGCAGCCCAUUACAACAUGGAACAGUCGUGGGAGAGGUUAUGGCUACACUCAUCGCCGGGGCCGACACAACCGCGGCCUCGAUCCAAGGCACUACUAAAUAUCUCAUCACGCAUCCGGAGGUGGCGGCGAAGCUCGUUGCCGAAAUCGACUCCUUCCGCGCCUCCGGCCAGCUCUCGGAUCCAAUCCAGUACAACGAGGCCGUCAAGUUCCCCUACCUCAAUGCAAUCAUCAAAGAAUCCUUACGCCUGUCUCCCUCCAUCGGCUCCAUCUUCUCUCGCAUUACUCCCCCGAGCGGCUUACACGUCCUUCCUGGCGUGUUCGUCCCCGGCGGUGCCGAAAUCGGCUGCAACAACUGGAUUAUUGGCCGUGACCAGAGCCUCUACGGCGAAGACGCCGAGGAGUUUAAGCCCGAGAGAUGGCUGGAGAAGAACUACGCCGAGUGGGAGUUCUCAUUUGGCGGAGGGAAUAGAGUCUGCAUUGGGAGAAAUCUGGCGCUCACGGAGAUUUAUAAGUUCAUCCCGACACUGUUCGGGAAGUUUGAGGUCGAGAUGGUCAAAGAUUGGGAUUCGGAGAAGGCGGGGCUGUUUCUGUUUAAGCAAGGGUUGAUGUUGAAGAUGAAGGAGAGAACGUUCGGAGGCGUGGAAGAGUGACGUUUCUUAUCAUAUCAUUCUAUAGCUGCGAAUAUUAAUUUUUGUUCUUCCG